AUGAACCUGGAAGAUGGGAGUGCAAGUAGUCUUUCUAAUUCAGCCUCCUCUAACAAUGACCCGCCAUGCAUCGUUGGAACAGCAUGUCGCCUGCCAGGAGAUAUUCGCUCCCCUUCUAGUCUCUGGGACUUUCUAGUUAAGCAAAAGUCUGCACAGGGGCCUGUGCCACCUGAGCGGUAUAACAUCGAUGGCUUUUACCACCCUCAGGGGAACCGCAGCGGUGCUACCAACGUGCCCGGCGGUUAUUUUAUCAAUGAGGACAUACGUCAGUUCGACAACGCCUUCUUUGGUAUUAACAACAUGGAAGCCACAUAUAUGGAUCCCCAGCAACGAAAGUUGCUUGAAGUCGUUUACGAAUGUCUGAUGAGCGCGGGGAUAUCGAUGGAGAGCGUGGCGGGCUCUGACACUGGCGUCUACGUCGCCAACUUCUCCGUCGACUACCAGCCCAUUCAGACUCGCGAUCCAGACUAUUUGCAUAGAUACAUCGCAACUGGAUCGGGAGCUACUAUAAUGUCAAAUCGAAUUAGCCAUGUUUUCAACCUCCAUGGUCCAAGUUUCACCAUUGACACCGCAUGUUCAUCAUCUCUCUACGCCCUCCACCAAGCCCUCAACGCUAUGAGCACAAAUGAUUGCGAAAGCGUCAUCGUGGCUAGCUCCAACUUGAUCAUGUCUCCUGAGCUGCACAUUGCUGCAGCGAAAAGCGGCGUGCUCUCGCCUACGGGGACCUGCCACACCUUUGACGCCUCUGCUGAUGGGUACGGUCGUGCCGAAGGUGUCAACGCUAUCUACGUCAAGCGUUUAUCAGCUGCGCUUAGAGACGGGAAUCCAAUCAGGGCAAUUAUUCGAGGAAGUGCCGUGAACGCAAGCGGCAAAACGCCCGGAAUAUCGCUACCGAGUGGUAGGCUACAAGAAGUAGUCAUACGCAAGGCGUAUCAAAAUGCCGGCAUAGACUUCACCGGCACUGACUACGUGGAAUGUCAUGGUACCGGGACGCCAGUUGGAGAUCCUAUAGAGGUAGAUGCAAUCGGAAGAUGCUUCUCCCCACGCGAAGGGCCUCCACUUCUCAUAGGUUCGGUUAAAACAAACGUCGGCCAUAGUGAAGGUGCCAGUGGCCUCACCUCCAUCCUUAAAAUUGUCCAGUCUUUUGAAAACGGCCAAAUACCCCCGUCAAGAGGGGUCGUCAAGUUAAAUCCCAAAUUGAUUCUAGCAGAACGUAACUUGAAAGUAGCUAGGGAGGUAGCAGAGUGGCCCCGGGCACUCCGCCGUGCUAGCAUAAACUCUUUCGGUUACGGUGGUGCUAAUGCCCAUGUUAUUCUUGAGGCUGCCGAGAGCUAUCUAGGUCAAGAUUACCUAGAGAAAUACAGUUAUUCGAGGAGUGACAUGGAUGUGCGAGAUAGCCAAAGGCUUACGGUACUCCCCGUAUCAGGCGCCUCAUCCAGCUCGCUAGAUGCAGUUAUCCAGCAAAUCUCCCAAACUAUAACGCAAUUGCGCGACGAGGGGGCAAUACUCGAUUUGGCACAUACCCUCACUAAGGGUCGGGAUCACUUACGACACAGAAGUUUCCUACUGGUCAAACAGGAAAAGUCUGGUGGAAAGUUUGUUAAUUUAACGGCAGACGAAGCUUCUCUGAAAGGAGAAUUUAAUCCUCUGCCUCUCGGCUUCGUAUUCACAGGUCAAGGAGCACAAUACGCCGGCAUGGCUAAAGAGUUGCUAUUCGAGAAUCAACAUUUCCGCGACACGAUCCGUCGCCUCGACGGUGUACUUCAGGCCCUCCCGUCUCCAUAUGCACCUGACUGGACACUCGAACAGACGUUGUUAGACGCUGCAAAUAGCCGCAUUAACGAAGUCACCCGCAGCCAGCCUAUUUGUACUGCGGUUCAAAUUGGGCUAGUCGACCUGCUACGUACUUGGGGAAUCCAGUCAAAGUCUGUGGUUGGCCACUCCUCGGGCGAGAUUGCGGCAGCUUACGCUGCUGGCCUUCUCACUUUCUCACAAGCUAUCCUAGUAGCGUACUUCCGUGGAUAUGCUGUAGGCACGUUGCGAUCUAGAGGAGCUAUGAUGGCUGUCGGCUUAAGUCCCGAUGAGGCCAAACUCCUUAUCAAGAACAAAAGCCUUGAGGCAAAGGUUCGCGUGGCUUGUGUUAACUCACCAGGAAGCGUAACACUAAGCGGCUCUCCAGGAGGCAUCGAUGCCCUCAGUCAUGACCUCCAAACCGAGAAUAAGUUCGCCCGGAAGCUUGAAACCGGUGGACGCGCUUAUCACUCCCAUAUGAUGGAGGAGAUAGGUGGACUAUACGAAAAGCUUCUUACGCCAUACUUCGGGAGCAGAGUAAGCGACAGCAAUACUAGCACAGAACCCUCAGAAUACGAGGUCAAAAUGUACUCGUCCGUUGGCCAUGACCCAAACAGUCUCGAUGGCAUAGAUAGCCAAACCAACAUGCCAGCUUACUGGAGACAAAACUUAGAGCAACCAGUCCAGUUCAGCGCUGCACUGUCGAACUUAGUCGCGGGAGCAGGCAAUACUAUUCAUCUAGUCGAAAUAGGCCCACACGCGGCACUUAAGGGGCCCAUCAAGCAGAUACGGACAUCACUUAAGUUAAACGAAAAGUCACUCCCCUACUCGCCAACACUAGUGAGACAACAAGAUGCAGAUUCUUGCAUAAAGACGCUUGCUGGUACUCUUUUUACCCACGGCCACCACACGCUAAAUUGGGAUAUAAUCAAUGGACUUCCUGAAUCUGGCUUGAAGAUACUUCACGAUCUCGCACCAUAUCCAUGGGACUACUCAGGGGGUUUACUUUGGAGUGAGCCCCGGGCCAGUUUCGAGAUGAGGAACCGGAAGCACUUGCGCCACGAACUUCUCGGCACUUUGGCACUCACGGGCAACGGGAUCGACUUCACGUGGCGGAACUUGCUACGCUUGAGCGAAACACCCUGGCUUCGGGACCACAAGGUAGAAGACCAGAUCGUCUUCCCUGCCACGGGGUAUAUGGCCAUAGCCGUCGAAGCCGUGUCGCAGAUUACAGGAGCCAAGGGGAAGCAGGCUAAUCAGCUUGCCUUUGAGUUCCGCAACCUCAACAUCAGCGCUGCCCUUCACGUGCCUGACGAGGAGAGAGAUGUAUAUUCCACAGCCAAAGACUUGGAAAUACACACAACUAUGACCCCACGCAAGAUAUCCAACGUCAAUAGCUCUGUUGACUGGCACGACUUUUCCGUUUCGUCCUGGUUGGCUGGUCGCACCACAGUUCACUGUACGGGAAGUAUCCGCCUGACCCAACCACGCCGAGAAGUGGAGGCGGGCGUACGGGACGAUGCUGUUACGUUGCAAAACACUGACAGCUUUGAUACUUGGUCCACCACUAGAUGGUACACCAAAUGGCAUCAAGAAGGGCUAUGCUUCGGUCCUCACUUCCAGUCUUUAACUAGCCUACGAACUGAUGGUGGGCGAAGCCGGCGCGAGGCCAUCGGAACCACGCUAUUGGAACCCCCAAUUGCUAAAACAGGCGGUACAUACUAUCCAGUGCACCCUAUAACCAUAGACGCAGCCCUCCAAGCGGCUAUCCUCAGCACAACGGCCGGAUACAUGCCAGCAUUGAAAACCUGGCUUCCCGUCUUCAUCGCAGAGUGCAGAAUCCAACCCUCAGAAGAGGCUCUCACACCAGAUGCCGAUGGCGAGGUCCAUGCUCGCUCCGAAGAGACGGGUCUCUCUAGUAGGAGGAUCGACGGCACGUUGCGAGACUCGCGCGGCAUUCCCGUAGUCGACUUCCGAGGCGGGCGUAUUUCACUUUACAACGGCAAUAUGUCUGGGCAGUCCGAGAGCAACAGCAACAAUAGCCCUGUUACCGACUUGUACGCCCAACGGCAGCCCACUCUGAGGAUCCAUUGGAAGCCCGAUGUGCUGCGCCUGCGACCGGAAGCCGAAGCGCGGUUGAGAAACUACGUGGCGUCCUUCGUGGACCAGCAGCAGGACGACAUGCGAGACGACGAGAGCAUGGCUGCUAUCGCCGCGCUCUUAGAUCUGGCCGGACACAAGAACCCGCGUAUUCGCGUAUUGGAGCUCGGCGGUGACACGCUCGGAUAUAAAGCUAAGCAAUGGCAGUCCAUAUUAGACAAAGAGACGGCUUUCUCGCGUUGUCGGUCCUGGCAAUCUGGUAGUCUGACCGAAAGUGGUGACAUUUUCGUUGAAGGUGAAAGUGACGAAGACGUAUACGAUGUCAUCCUGACCCCCAGGCAUGCUACCUCGAAACGAAUCUGGGACCAAGCAGCUGAACUGAUCACUUACUUGGUCUCCGAUCAUGGCAUCAUCAUUACGCGAAGAUCAGAUGUCGCGAUAACAGAGUUGAGAUCCGCCGGCUUCGACGUAUUUGAUGUCGGAAAGCAAGUCCUCUUAGCGAUGCGGCAGCCGCAGACGACAAUACUUAGGGGCCGAAACGCUUUCAUAGUGCGCGCCGAGAACUCAACCUCUGCCGUGACAGAAUUUGCGAAGACCUUAGGGACAUACCUACAACAGAAGGCAGGCGUAUCGCAGAUCAACAUCAUCGGGCUCCAUCAGAUUGACAGCGUACAGAUCGCUGAGACGGACAUAUGCAUAUCUCUACUAGAAAUCGAGGGGGAGUUCCUCGCGACGAUGAGCUCAGACAACAUGAACCGCCUGCGCGUCAUGACAAAUACCGCGACCGACCUGCUCUGGUUCACAGGCGCAGGCAUGCUAGGCAGCGCACUGGACCCCAACCUAACUCUUUCCAGCGGGCUCUCGCGCGCGCUGAUGCUAGAACAGCCGACGUUGCGGUACUCGGUCCUCGACGUCGGACCCCUGCAGCAGCUGGACUUCACCACGGCCUGCGAGAACGCGCUGAAAGCCCUGGUGGCGAAGCACGACAAGGACGACUGCGAGUUCGUCGAAAAAGACGGCCUUCUGCACAUCAGCAGAUACGGGCCUGACUUCCGGGUCAAUUCCUUUUUCCGGCGUCGACUGGGACACCAGAAAGAGAAGCAGCUGCAGACGCUUGCGGAGGCGAAGCCCGCGCGACUGUCCAUAGACCGGAUCGGGAUGAUGGAUACGCUGUACUUCCAGCAGAUGUCGGAACCGGGACAGGGUGAAAUGCCACCACCGGGCUACGUCGAUAUCGAGGUCAAGGCAGUGAGCCUGAACGCUAAAGACGUGUAUGCUAUGAGCGGACGCGUAGACACGCGUGACAAGACGACGGCGUUCGACUUCUCCGGCAUGGUAACCGCUAUCGGCGACAACGUUCAUCACGUAAAAGCGGGUGACCGCGUCGUCGCCUACGCGCCGCAUCAUCUCGGCACAUCGGUGCGAGUACCAGCCGGGUCGGUACACAAAAUGCUAGAUAGCGAAGAGUUCACCGUGGUGCCGACAUUGCUGCUCGUCUACGGCACCGCGCUCUACGCCAUCAACGAACGCGCGCAUCUACGCCCCGGAGAAUCCGUGCUGAUUCACGCCGGCUCAGGCGGCUUAGGUAUCGCCGCUAUCACCCUAGCCCAGCGAAUAGGCGCCGUAGUCUACACCACCGCCGGCUCGCAGACCAAGCGCGACUACCUGAUAAACGAGAUGGGCAUCCCGCCCGCUCAUAUCUUCAGCUCGCGCGACCCCUCCUUCGUCCAGGCCGUGAUGCAAGCUACAGGCGGGCGGGGCGUGGACGUCGUGAUCAAUUCGCUAGUGGGGGACCUGAUGCACGAGAGCUGGCGGUGUCUCGGGGAGUUCGGGCGGUUCGUGGAGAUCGGCAAGCGGGAGCUCGUCGACGCCGGGAAGCUCGACAUGCGCGUGUUCCUGCGGAACGCGACGUUCACAGCCUUCGACCUGUCCGAGCUGUUCUACGCCCGGGACCCGUUCCACCGCGCCGCCUGGGACAGGCUCAUGGUCGAGACGCUCCAGCUCUAUCGCGCGGGGGAGAUCCGGCCGUUGCCCACGAGGGUUUUUAAUGUUAGUCAGGUCACGCAGGCGUAUCAGUACUUCUCGAGCAAGGAUCGCGUCGGCAAGGUUGUUAUUUCUUUCGAGGACCCGAGGGCCCGUGUUCCAGUCGCGCCGGCUACAUACUUCAGCGUGUUUGACGCCGAGAAAGUCUACCUUCUCGUGGGAUGUCUUGGCGGUUUAGGUCGUAGCCUAAGUAGGUGGAUGAUGGCACGAGGGGCCCGCCACUUUAUCUUCCUAGGCCGUUCCGGCGCCGAUAAGCCCAGCGCAAGACAGCUCGUGUCCCGGCUUGAAGAGGCCGGGGCAACCGUCGGAAUAGUCCGCGGCGACGUUUCCAAAGCCGCCGAUGUAAAUGUUGCGGUUUCGGCGUGCAUGGCUACGGGCCGACGCGUCGGCGGCGUUAUCCAGGCCGCCAUGGGUCUCCACGAAGCCCUCUUCACGCGCAUGCCGAACGAAGCCUGGCACACGGGUAUCGAUCCCAAGUGGCAGGGGACCUGGAAUUUGCACAACGCGCUGCAAGCGCACGUCGACAACGACCCGCGGAACGAGCCCGACUUCUUCCUGCUCACGUCGUCGGUCUCGGGGACCGUGGGCACGGCCACUGAGAGCAACUACUGCUCGGCGAACGGGUUCCUCGACGCGUUCGCGCGCUGGCGCCGGUCGCGCGGCCAGGCCUGCGUCUCGGUCGGCCUGGGCAUGAUCUCCGAGGUAGGCUAUCUGCACGAGAACCCCGAGAUCGAGGCCCUGCUGCUGCGGAAGGGGAUCCAGCCGCUCAACGAGGAGGAGUUCCUGCAAGUGGUGGAUUUGGCACUGGCCAGCGAGGCAGCCUGCAGCCCCGAGGAGUCGCAUCUCCUGACGGGGCUGGAACCGGCGGCGAUCCGCGAGCUGAGCGCUCGGGGCUUCGACGUGACGAGCCACGGGGUGUUGGUCGAAGCACGCGCUUCCGUGCUGCUGGCGUCUCUGCUGGCUGAGAAGGAAGCCGCGGCGACGCCUCAGCAGGGCGGUGGACAUGCGGCGGCGGCUGCUACUGCGGUGACGGCGGCUUGGUUCAAAGACGUGCCUGCUGGCAUAUCGGCUGCUUUUGCACCGGAAGCCGACGCGGACACGAUGCGCGAGGCGAUCUUACGUUUGGUCAAGAAGCGCUUCUCUAACCUUAUCCUGAUGCCGGCCGAUCAGAUCGGCGAGGGCAGAGCAUUGCCGGACUUUGGUGUCGACAGCAUGAUCGCGUCUGAGUUUCGCUCUUGGUUCUGGUCCGUGUUUAAGGUUGAUGUUCCGUUCCUUGAUAUCAUGAGCGCUCAGACGUCGCUGGUGGUAUUGGCUGAGUUUGUGGAAGCGAAGUUACAGGUGACUGCUAGUUAG
This is a messenger RNA of Daldinia caldariorum, 7287 nucleotides long. Its product is annotated as polyketide synthase. The record is from RefSeq and is a predicted model, not a curated record. Gene Ontology annotation, molecular function: 3-oxoacyl-[acyl-carrier-protein] synthase activity; fatty acid synthase activity; oxidoreductase activity. The transcript is spliced from 9 exons. NCBI's taxonomy places the organism in Eukaryota, Fungi, Ascomycota, Sordariomycetes, Xylariales, Hypoxylaceae. Bases 1 to 7287 code for a protein of 2428 amino acids. Gene Ontology annotation, biological process: secondary metabolite biosynthetic process; fatty acid biosynthetic process.